Messenger RNA from Solanum pennellii, 974 nucleotides. RefSeq lists its product as uncharacterized. Lineage: Eukaryota; Viridiplantae; Streptophyta; Magnoliopsida; Solanales; Solanaceae. The record is from RefSeq and is a predicted model, not a curated record. Gene Ontology annotation, molecular function: aminoacyl-tRNA deacylase activity. The transcript is spliced from 5 exons. The coding region runs from base 20 to 775 and encodes 251 amino acids.
GUAUUCCGAAGCAAUACUAAUGCUAAAAACAGAAACAUUUUCUAGCCCAAUCGCCACAAAGUACCAAAGGGUAAGAGUUGAGGGGGCAAUGGAGUCAUUAGCAGAUUUGGAGCGACUCCAGACCCGAAUCCUUCAACGAAUAACAAACCUCGAGCUCUCUCUUCUUCCUACCGGCGAUACUCCUCUCUCCGCCGCCAGUACCGCGAUCGCCGACGACACCACCACCGAGGACCGCCUAUCCUCCAUUCUCCUCGGGAAUGGCGUCAGAGAUUUCUGCUUCAAGCGUGUUGCCUCUGAUUACUAUGAUUGGCCUCUCGAAGCUCGUCGUGAUGUUUUAGGCGCUGCAUCCAUUCACCAUCUCUGCAAAAGCAUUGUUCUGGUAAAUACUCAAGCCCCAUCUAAUAUCACUGAUUGUAGUGAUCGUAACAAUUCAAAGUACUAUGUCGUAGUUGUACAGUAUACUGCUAGAUUUAAUGCUGAGACUGUGAAGAAUUUCCUAUACACACUCAAUGAUGGCAAGAUAGCCAAAAAGAAAUUCAACAUGAGACUUGCUCCCGAGGAGACAUCAAUCAAACUGACUGGUUUUGAACACAAUGGAGUUACGUGUGUUGGCAUGAAAACAGAUAUACCGGUGAUUUUGGAUGAAGCAAUUGCCAAACUCAGCCCUGACUUCUUCUGGUUAGGAGGCGGUGAGAUUUAUCUUAAACUGGGGGUGAGGACUUCAGAAUUCAUCAAGUUUGUUAAACCUUUCAUCGUCAACUGCAGCGGUGCUUAAAUUGACCCCAUUCCUCGAAAAGCCAGUGCCAGUAGGAAGGAAAAAUUCCUUAAGACCAGCAAUUUGAUAUUUUUAAAGGUUUAUCUCAUGAUUGUUAGGUUUCAUUGGAUUUGAGUUUUGAACUUGUAUCGAUAUUAAAUUUGUACUUCUAUAGUUAUUUUACCAUUCCCUUGCUGGAUUAUCAAGAUCUUUACACAAA